This is a messenger RNA of Aspergillus chevalieri, 1755 nucleotides long. RefSeq lists its product as uncharacterized. Lineage: Eukaryota; Fungi; Ascomycota; Eurotiomycetes; Eurotiales; Aspergillaceae. The coding region runs from base 1 to 1755 and encodes 584 amino acids. The transcript is spliced from 3 exons. The record is from RefSeq and is a predicted model, not a curated record.
AUGCCUCGCUACCCUGCUAUGUCCAUCGUCUCCGAGAGCGAGACAGACUACUCCGACACAGAUAUCUCCAUCGAAGCCCGUUCCCCGCGCCGACGUACGUCAUUCAGAAGACGCUCUGUGUCCCGCCAGCGCCAGCCCGACUUUAGCAACGCCUACCUGAGCCCGGUCGUCCAGGACAUUGGUGGUCUACAGAGGUCCGCCUCGACGGGUGGUCGUCGACCCAACCUGGCCAACCGCGACCAUCAUCGGGAAUGGGCGCGAGAGCGGGAGCCUCCUGCGAUCGUGGUAGAUAUCAAUAACAACACCCAUCGCGGGCCCCACAAGGGCCGGCGUUCGCAGCCCCAGCUCGAGACAAGCGACUCAGACGAGUCUGAGGAUGAGUCCAUGCUGCGGAAUCACCGACGGGUGAAACCUACCUCAAGGAGACCCAGCCCUGGCGUCUCGCGGGAGCGGGAGCAUCCUCAUGAGUAUUACCGGGAGCACCCGUAUCCACGGGAGUACCAGUAUGCUUAUGUCCCGCACCCGCCCGCCGCGCCUGUCGCCCCUGUCCCUGUCGCGGCCCCAACCCCGGUCCCUGCUCAGGCUCCACCUCAGGCCCAGGCCCCAACCCCACGAGGCUACUCGCCGUGGGGUCGGGAGCACGAGCACCCACAGCGAGACUACGACAUGCUUGUCGACCAGCGACUGCUGCAGCGGAAUGAUGCUCGACAGGACAUGCAGCUUAUGAAGCAACAGGCGGAGAUUGAACGGUUGGAACGGGACCUCGCACGCCGUCGCGAGGAGCAGGAAGCCCACAACGAUGAGCGUCUGGAUCAUCGCCACGAGCACCGUCUCGUCCGCGAGGAAGACUUGUGGUACGAAGAUGAGAUCAGUGAGCGAAUGAGGCGACUCGAACGAUUUGAGAAGAAGGAGCGAAUGGAAGAAGAGCGCUCCCGGGCUGAAUACAACCUCAAGAUGAAGCGCUUCGAAGAAGCAGAGCGCCAAGCGGCGGAGCAGGAAGAGGUACAGGCCAAAAUUCACGAAGAAAAGAUGAAAGAGCUCCAGCUUCGAAUCGCAGAGGAGAAAGAGCGCGAGCGCAUCCAAGCCAAGAUCCAGGAGGAGAAGCUCCAGGAACUUAAGCGCAAGAUGGAAGAAGAUGAAGAAAAGGAGCGCAUCAAGCAGGAGAUCCGCGAGGAGGAGGCCAGGAAGCUCCUCCAGGAGCAGGAACGUGCGGCGCAGGAGGCCGCGAUGAAGGAGGCUGCUGUCGCAGAGUGGAAGGCCGAAGAAGAACGGCGGAUUGCGGCUGAGCGCAAGGCCCAGGAGCUCAGGGAUCAGGAGUUCAAAGAGAGGCUGAGAAUGGAAUUUGGCUACGAUGAAGGAGCAAUCCAAGAACUCAUUACCAAGAGCAAGACGCCAGAGCAGCCUCCGCCUCCAGCUCCGCCGGCCGAGGAGGAAAAGAAAGAGGAGAAGGAGCAUCACCACCGCCCAACAUGGAUUAAGGUUCACCGCAAGCAUCUCCUCCCGGACACGCUGAUAGCCUAUCGCCUGCCAUGGGACUGGGACGAGAUUGACCCGAACUACAUCAUUAUCAAGCAAUAUAUCUCCGAGGACUUCCAAGAUGAGCUCUUCGCACACACCAGACGUCUGCGCGACGGUAGACUGGUCGCGCAGGAUUCCAGCUCGCUGACGGAGUUGAAAGUCAACGACCGGCAUAAGGACAAGAUGUAUCUUGUGCGGAAGAAGAGCCCUGGCCGUCGUUCGUGGAUCUUCACAUGA